CCCACCACGGCCUCUCUCGGCGAGGAAACUCUGGCCUCCGCUUCCUCCUCCUCCGACUCGGACACCGGCGGAGCCUCCCCGCCCCCGCGGAAGAAACCCCGAGCCUCGGCGGCGGAGGGAGCAGGAGAGCCCGGGGCUUCGGCAGGCAGAGCAGGCCUCUCCCCUCCGUCCUCGUCGUCCUCGUCCUCGUCGUCCUCGUCGUCCACCUCCUCCUCCUCCUCCGUGGUGGUAGUGGUGGGACUCCCCCCGGCUGCUGCCCCUUCCGCCGCCGCCGCCGUCCCCCACCGAGGUAGCGGCCACAGCCUGGUCAGCGGCGGCAUCAUGCAGGCCAACGGGGCAGGAGGAGGAGGAGGAGGUGGCGGCGGCGGCGGAGGAGGGGGCGGCGGGGGCCAGGGACAGACCCAGGAACUCGCCUGCCUGUCGGCCCAGAACGGGGAGUCGUCCCCCUCGUCGUCGUCGGCCGCGGGGGACCUGGCCCACGCCAACGGGCUCCUGCCUUCCGCCCCCUCCGCCGCCAGCAACAAUAGCAACAGCCUGAAUGUCAAUAACGGGGUCCCCGGCGGGGCCGCCGCCGCCGCCGCCACCGUCGCAGCUGCCUCCGCCACCACGGCCGCCUCCUCUUCCUUGGCCACCCCAGAACUGGGCAGCAGCCUCAAGAAGAAGAAACGGCUCUCCCAGUCGGACGAGGACGUCAUUAGGCUAAUAGGACAGCACUUGAAUGGCUUAGGGCUCAACCAGACUGUUGAUCUCCUCAUGCAAGAGUCAGGAUGUCGUUUAGAACAUCCUUCUGCUACCAAAUUCCGAAAUCAUGUCAUGGAAGGAGACUGGGAUAAGGCAGAAAAUGACCUGAAUGAACUAAAGCCUUUAGUGCAUUCUCCUCAUGCUAUUGUGGUAAGAGGCGCACUUGAAAUCUCUCAAACGUUGUUGGGAAUAAUUGUGAGGAUGAAGUUUUUGCUGCUGCAGCAGAAGUACCUGGAAUACCUGGAGGACGGCAAGGUCCUGGAGGCCCUUCAGGUUCUGCGCUGUGAAUUGACGCCACUGAAAUACAAUACAGAGCGCAUUCAUGUUCUCAGUGGGUAUCUGAUGUGUAGCCAUGCAGAAGACCUACGUGCAAAAGCAGAGUGGGAAGGCAAAGGAACAGCUUCCCGAUCCAAACUGUUGGACAAACUUCAGACCUAUUUACCACCAUCGGUGAUGCUUCCCCCACGGCGUUUACAGACUCUCCUGCGGCAGGCGGUGGAACUGCAGAGGGAUCGGUGCCUAUACCACAACACCAAACUUGAUAGCAACCUAGAUUCUGUGUCUCUGCUUAUAGAUCAUGUUUGUAGUAGGAGGCAGUUCCCAUGUUACACACAGCAGAUACUUACGGAGCAUUGUAAUGAAGUAUGGUUCUGUAAAUUCUCUAAUGAUGGCACUAAACUAGCAACAGGAUCAAAAGAUACAACAGUUAUCAUAUGGCAAGUGGAUCCGGAUACACACCUGCUAAAACUACUUAAAACAUUAGAAGGACAUGCUUAUGGAGUUUCGUAUAUUGCAUGGAGUCCAGAUGACAACUAUCUUGUUGCUUGUGGCCCAGACGACUGCUCUGAACUUUGGCUUUGGAAUGUACAAACGGGAGAGCUAAGGACAAAAAUGAGCCAGUCUCAUGAAGACAGUUUAACAAGCGUGGCUUGGAAUCCAGACGGGAAGCGCUUUGUCACUGGAGGUCAGCGUGGGCAGUUCUAUCAGUGUGAUUUAGAUGGCAAUCUCCUGGACUCCUGGGAGGGUGUGAGAGUGCAAUGCCUUUGGUGCUUGAGUGACGGGAAGACUGUCCUGGCGUCGGACACACACCAGCGCAUUCGAGGAUACAACUUCGAGGACCUUACAGAUAGGAACAUAGUACAAGAAGAUCAUCCCAUUAUGUCUUUCACUAUUUCAAAGAAUGGCCGAUUAGCUUUGUUAAAUGUAGCAACUCAGGGAGUUCAUUUAUGGGACUUGCAAGACAGAGUUUUAGUAAGAAAGUAUCAAGGUGUUACGCAAGGGUUUUAUACAAUUCAUUCAUGUUUUGGAGGCCAUAAUGAAGACUUCAUCGCUAGUGGCAGUGAAGAUCACAAGGUUUACAUCUGGCACAAACGUAGUGAACUGCCAAUUGCGGAGCUGACAGGGCACACACGUACAGUCAACUGUGUGAGCUGGAACCCACAGGUGCCAUCCAUGAUGGCCAGCGCCUCCGACGACGGCACUGUUAGAAUAUGGGGACCAGCGCCUUUUAUAGACCACCAGAAUAUUGAAGAGGAAUGCAGUAGCAUGGAUAGUUGAUGGCGAAUUUGGAGCAGACGACUUCUGUUUAACUUAAAUUAGUCGUAUUUUAAUGGCUUGGGAUUUGGUGCAAACAAACAUGAUUGAUAGCUGGACAGACAUGCUCGUCAUGAAAAAAGAACCAUUUCUGAAGCCCGGUUGGGGCCAAACAUUUACACCUUGCUUCAUAGUAACCAGUUGAGAUGAAGCACGUCGUUAGAACGUUGUUGGACACCAUGUUGAAUUAUCCCCCCAUCGGUUGUGAAGAACUGUGCUACAUUCAGGCUUACCCAUUGAACUCAGUAUAUAUAUUUUUUUCCCUCCUGCCUUUUGUCUGGUGGGAUACCAUUCUUGUUGCUCUUCUGUGUAAUGAAGUUUAAAUGCUUGUUUGGAAAACUUUAUUUAACAGUUUAGAAGGCUUGAUAGAAAGAGUGCAUUAGUCUGAAGAGUAUACAUUGGAUAGGAAAGAAUUUCCUCCUUUUGUUUCUCCAAAUCUUUCCGCCUUAUUUAGCUUGAGAUCUUUGCAGCUUGGUUCAUGGAUUCUAGCCUUGCCCGUUGCGCAGUAUAUACAGAUCCAGAUGAUAAACCAGUGAACUAUGUCAAAAGCACUCUCAAUACUACAUUUGACAAAAAGUUUUGUACUUUUCACAUAGCUUGUUGCCCCGUAAAAGGGUUAACAGCACAAUUUUUUAAAAAAUAAAUUAAGAAGUAUUUAUAGGAUCAAAGUGACUUCAUUUGUAUACAUUUGGAAUCUAAACCAGCUUAAAAACAAUUUCCUCUAUAACUUAGAUACGCAGUAUAACUGAUGCUCUUCGGGAAUACCACAUGAGACAUGGUCAGAAACAGUGCUUGGAAAGACGUUACACAGGAAAUUCAGAGUAAUACUUUGAAGGUGUUCCCCCUUUUGUUUUAUUCCUGAAGUAACAUCAGUACCUGAUCUUGAAGAAAUUCAAGAUUCAAAAAGAAUUUUAAAUAUAUACCAACGUAAGAGAUCCCAGUAGUCAGUUCAGGUUUUCAAACAAAGCUUAUUCCAAGUUGUUCUCAAUUUGGGGAAUCGUUUUUGGUGUGAUAUCUAGCAAGAGAGUAGAAAUCAGCAGAUGUAACCACUUUGGAAGAUGAUAGUAUAAUUGAACUUGUUAGAAGAAUUCAGCAGAUUACAAACAUGCUUAACCUGGGUUUAAAACCUCCUAGUCAUUUCUUUUAAUUGCCCUUAAUAUUUUGACAUGUAGGGACACAUACAUUUGAAGAAUAUUCCAUCUCAGUCUUUCAGAUAUUGCCAUACUGAACCUCAUUCUAAACUGGUGCUGUGGGUAGUCUCUCCCUCUCCCCUCCCCUUUUAGUUAAGGAAAGGUUUCCUCUAUGGAAAAGCACUUUUAAUUUUGAGAAUUUUGCAUUUAAAAUAAGCCAAAAGCCUGGUGUUCACAGUGUGCUUUUAAAUCCCAUAACAGCUGAAUGCAACAAUCUUAGACUCCUUUGAAAUUCCCUCCCUUUCUCGGUAGAGGGUAAAUUCAGGGACCACAGCUGUUAUGUCGGGGAGAGGAGUGGGAAUGCCCCCCAGAGAAGGUUCUGGUGAGGAAGUCUGGAACUCAGGUCCCUGUGAGGCCCAGCCAAGUCUGCAGUGUAGUUGUUAACUGUGAGCAGAUGCCUGAAGGUCCCCAAAACGAGAGAGGCUUGGUGUCAGGAGUCCUUCCUUGGGGGCGGGGUAGGGGACGGCGGCAGCAGGGAGGAACGGAGCAGUCAGGGACGGGGAGAAGAAAGGGAAACACAAUUGGCCUUAAAAUAGCACGGAGUCUCCCAAAAGCUCUCAGAGAAAGUGACAGAUCGUGUUCAGCAGAUUAUUUUAUCAAAUUGGUAUGUAAAAAGAUUUCUUUACGCCAUUUUGCAGAGAUCACCACUUAGAGAAUCAAGAAUUCCUGUUUUGAUACUUCUCAGUUAACUAUAUGUUACAGUUUAUCUGGUACUUCAUUUUUCUUAACUAAAAUUACUUUUUACUUUAAGCUUGAAUAAAAAUCUUCAUUGGUAACUGUAUAUAA
Molecule: messenger RNA, 4310 nt
Organism: Pteronotus mesoamericanus
Lineage: Eukaryota; Metazoa; Chordata; Mammalia; Chiroptera; Mormoopidae
Gene: WDR26
Product: WD repeat domain 26
Exons: 14
Coding region: 322-2298 (658 amino acids)
Biological process (GO): proteasome-mediated ubiquitin-dependent protein catabolic process
Cellular component (GO): GID complex
Molecular function (GO): protein binding
Source: RefSeq, a predicted model, not a curated record